UGCUUGCUUGUUUAUGCUCCGCAGUCGAUCGGUUCUGUUCGGUUCAGGUUACGACGGUUCUCUUCGCUAGGAGAGGUUGUGUUUUGAGUGUUUGCGGUUCUCUAUUUUCGGAAGAUUCGAGUGCCGCUGCCUACGGAGAAAACGCAUACUUUCGCACAAAACGGAUUUUAUCGCCCAGCGUACGGUUUUAUUCUCGAGAAAAACUUUAUUUUGUUUGCCACCAUAGAAAUAAAUCGGAAAAGUCCUCCCGUAUCACGUGCUACUAAUCGACAGUGAAUAUUUGCCGAAAACGUGUGUUUUGUUCUUGAUAAUUAUAUUUAUCGAUCCGCCUACGCAGUGCUAACAGCAAUUUUUAACAUAAUGCAGCUUCACUAAAACACUGCUGGCACAGCGUUUCCAUUCACCACAUCGUACUUCCGUCAAUCUGUAACUGGCGGAAUUUGUUGGUGAAUAUCAAGCAUGCAGCAUAAGAAAAGAGUUUGAACAGCGACUGAAAACGUGCAUGCGAAAAGUGAACCUGUUUGUUCGUUUAGUUUCUUUUCUUAUUUGGCUCCAUGUGAUUUGAAUGUUUGGCAAAAUCAACUAGUAACCUUAGUACCACAGUGAACGGCUGGUUUGCAGAACAAAACAAGUGCAGGUCUGCUGACCUUCCAAGUUACUCUUCUACUGUUGCGUGAGCCAAGGCUUUGGUAAUGGCUACCAAUGAUAACCAAAAUCUGCUCGAUACCAGAAAAAAUGGUUCCAUCAGUAUCGUUGGCAAAGGCCUCGGCCAAGAAACGGAGAAAACGCCAUUUCUUCCAUCGGAACCAGUUCGACUUACACCAGCGUGGGAAGAAAACAAUCUGCCCAAUGAUGAGCUUAAUUUCAAAGGGGUCACCAUGGAACGGGCCAAAAUGGAGCUGCAUCCGCCCCGCGAUAAGCUGCUGCUCGUAUUCCUGACGCUCAUGAUCCACGGCGUGGGUACGCUGAUGCCAUGGAAUAUGUUCAUUACUGCCAAGUCGUAUUUUGUAGAUUAUAAACUUAGUCAAAACUACACCGGAGUGGAAUCCGAAUAUGGAACAUACUUCCUGUCAUACGUCGGAUUUGCUUCGCAGAUACCUAAUCUGUUGUUCAAUUGGUUGAACAUCUUCAUGAAUCUCGGAGGAAACCUAACCAAACGCAUCGUCUACAGCAUCCUGAUCGAGGUGAUAGUAUUCGUUGUGACCGUGGUUCUUGCCAUGAUUGAUUCAUCCGAGUGGCCUGGAGCUUUCUUCUGGAUCACUAUGAUAACGGUGGUAAUUUUGAACAUGGCUGGGGGUAUCUACCAGAACACGGUUUAUGGAAUGGUCGCCAAGUUGCCUUUCAAAUAUACCGGUGCCGUCGUGCUCGGAUCCAACAUUAGUGGCACGUUUGCAUCGAUUAUUGCGAUCCUCAGUUCACAGUUUGCUUCCUCGGUUCGGACGGCCGCUAUUUACUACUUUAUCACGGCGAUGUUUGUGCUGUUACUUUGCUUCGACACCUACUUCGCAUUGCCUCUCAAUAAAUUUUAUCGGUACCAUGAAAUGCUGAAAGAAAAGGAACACGAAACGCACAAACGGGCCGGAAUCAACGUUGACGGACGGCCUCCCUACUGGACCAUAUUUAAGCAAGCGUUUCCGCAGCUGUUCAAUGUGUUUUUCGUAUUCUUCAUCACAUUGUCCGUGUUUCCGGCCGUUCAUUCGGAUAUCAAGCGAUCCGAUGCGGACUUCCUGGUUGGCGAUGAUCUGUAUGUGAGUAUCACAUGUUUCCUCACCUUCAACGUCUUUGCCAUGCUGGGUAGCUUGACGACCUCGUGGGUAACCUGGCCCAAGCCGAAGUAUUUGGUGUGGCCGGUCAUUCUUCGUGUGGUAUUCCUGCCACUGUUUCUGCUCUGCAACUACCGACCACUUGGAAUUGAGCGAAUCCUGCCGAUCUAUAUUGAUAAUGACUGGGUAUACUGGGGAAUCGCUGUGGUGAUGGCAUACACCUCUGGUUAUCUCAGCUCGCUAGGCAUGAUGUAUACCCCGCAAUCUGUAGAGUCACAACACGCUGUAACAGCGGGUAUGUUUGCCGCGGCUAUGCUCAUUACCGGUAUAUUCACCGGUAUUUUGUUUUCGAUGGUUUUCCCACUGGUCGUGCAGUACAAUUUUCUCGAGUGGCUGCACUAGGGCUGGCGCUGGGGAGUUGGUUUGUUGACGCUGAUAAGCUAGAUCAACUGAUCAUGGCGUCUGUCACCAGGCGGUCUUCUACUAUACUAAGUGUGUUGAAAUGUUUUCUUUGGUUCAUAGGAAAUAGUAUAAGCAAGCAUGACCUCUUAAGCACAAUCAAGUGGGGUUGGAGAAUAUUCUGUAUACUACUUACUAGGCCAGAUGCAAAACCCAAAUUAAUUGCUCAUCGUCCCCGAAGAGUAUCAAAGAUUAAGUUUACGUUAUGUUAGACUAUGUUGUACUAAUAUUUCUUCAAAUUAAAUUUUGAAAUGAAAAGAACUUGUAGCUGACUGAUAGAUUUUUUUAGGUGUUCCUCUCCAUUUUUUUCUACUAACAUGUUUGUACUAGCCUAGGCUAUUAGGUUAAGCGGAUUUCAAGCGAAUGCUGUCCCACGCUCUUACAUUUUACUGUAUUUCUGGACUGCUCUCAUCUAGUGUAAUAUUCAUUCAUUAGUUAAGCUUUCGUUAUCACUUAGGUUCAGAAAAGUUUCAAUUGGUUUGUAAUAGAGUUAGUAUUUAACAAGAAAGUAUAUUUUUAUAUAAACAAGUGCUUUUAUUUAAAACUUUUGAAGAAUAUUCCUCCCGUUGCUUAUGAUUUUUCUUAGCUAUUUCCCGUUUCGUCUAUUCCUUUUACAUUUAUGAUACCUUAUAAUUCUUUUCUCAAGUAGUUAAUUUUUUUGUUUCAAGAUCGAAAAUACUCGUCUUAUUUGCAAUGUAUGCUAUACCGCCCUAUUUUAAAUUUCUCCUUAUUCAAAAAAAAAAUUAGUUUCGUAGAUUGAUUUGUUUUAUUUUUUUUUAUACGAAUUGAACGAUGAUUGGGAAAUCCAUCGAUCGAGCAUAUCCUAUGUAAACUGUACAUUACCUAGGUAUACUUCUUACAACUUUUUUACAGAAAAUAGACUCAGAGACAAUAGUUGUUCGCAGGAAGCAAGCAACCUGUCGAACAUAUUCUAACUUUCUAACUAACGUUCGGAAAUUCUAAAAAACUCCCAAUUGCUAGAUCCAAAACCAACUUAUCUGGCUAUAUACUUAUUUAUCUAUUAUUAGAUAGGUACAAACAUAUCUCCUAGAAAUAUCAUAAAAUAAUCUAACGUAGGAAAAUUUUCUAUUCGAGUAUAAGAAGUAGUUGAAUAUUCCCUCUUUUACGUCAUUCAGAGUUCCAUUCACAGUUGAAACUGCCAGCUCUACGAUCAUACUUACAAUAGACAAGUGAAAUCUUAUCCUAUUGUUCUUGUGCAUUUUACAAUACGCUUCGUUCAACACUACUCAACUAAGAACCCUUCGCCGAACUACAUUUAUUAGGAUGAUAGAUAUUCUUUAUAAAAAGCAAAUACAACACGAGGAACCACACUAAGACAAUAACCAAUUUUUGGAACCCUCAAAAAUUUUGCACACUUGUGCUAGUUUUUUGAUACAUUUAUAUCAAACACACGUACCAAAUAACCAAGCAACGUUGGCCGCUGUUUGUGUCCAUUUUUGUAUGUAAAGAUAAAGCAAAUAAAAAUAAAUUAUCCAGUAAACGCGUUUGCGGACAAUAAAACUUGAAAUUGUAGACUUAACGCGAUGGCACAUAAAUUGCUCAAGAAAAUACAUAACUGUGAGCUUGUCAUCAGAAAGGUGAAUAACAUAAUUCAAUACCGUUGUAAUCAAGUAAAAUCACCUUCGUUUGUUUUUUGCUGUACUUGUGUCAUUCCGAUUCACUGUCUACUUCACACAUACGUCUUUGUAAUCUUUUAUUAUAGUGAUUCUAUAUUGAAAUCAGUUGAGUAAUAAUUUUUGAAUUAACGGAAAACGUAAACUAAACGUUGAAGUUGCAGUUGUGUGACGAAAUGUGACGAGAGGGAGGGUGGGGGUUCAAGCCAAGCUACGUAGCAAACAUGAAACUACGAAAAAAAUUUGUAUUUUUUCUAAUUGUUCUUUUUUAUCACUGUUUUGUCUGCUUAUGGUCAUUUUUAUUCCUUCCUUGUCUUUUCUUGUUCAUUAAUGACUCAAGGUAUGUUUUGGAUAUAAAAAUUUGCAAAACAAAUUGUUAUAAAACUACGUAAUUAUCUAGAGGGGGGUCCUGACUUUGUGACGAAAUGCUACGAUGGGGGAGGAGGGGGUCAAAAAAACCUCAAAAAAGCUACGUCAUUUAUGGAUGUUCCCUAAGUGAAACUACUUCAAACGAACGAAAUUGAAAUUUUGAUUUGUCCAGCAUCUUGGUUUAAAUCGCAAGGGAUAAAAUUAAUCAUUUUUGGAUGAAAUAAUCAAGCUAGUGUCACACUAUAAAGCUGGCAUCACACCAAUGAAUAUCGAUCGAUAAUCCUAAUGACAACUUUGAAAGCCAAAAGAAGCUGGGAAAAUGUGAUCAAUAUGACGACACUUUCGACCGGAAAUUGUUAAACAUCUCUGACCACAAGCUCUUAAGAGGCGUCGCCAAAGUCUAUUCUAAGCUUUCUAAUUUAUCUAAACAUUCGCUAGAUAAAAUUUCAUUAUUAAUUGCGCAAACUUCUCUUAAAAAAUAGGGAAACAGAUGAUCUGUUCUAAAGCCAACAAGCGGUUCACAGUGUAAAUCAAGCUGUGAAGUAUUACAUACAUGAUCCACGUAUACACUGUAAAAAAGCAAUUAUCACAAGUAGGCUUUAUAUACAGUAGUCUUCUAUGCGGCUAUUGACUAGCCCUUUUGUGACAUAAAUGUCAAUAACAAACAAACUCCGUGUUUUUGAUACCGUGAUCAUAGCUGGAAUCAUCAUAUCGCAAUCUAAAGCUAAAUAACGUAGUAACAUAUAACUUGUUGAACAAUGCAACCAAUAUUACGGAAGUUUACUGAAAUAAAAAGAUCAUAUUCGUUAAACAUGUUUUCCAUUUUAAGUACUUUA
Wyeomyia smithii (pitcher-plant mosquito) is the source of this 5061-nucleotide messenger RNA. It is a transcript of the gene Ent2, whose product is annotated as equilibrative nucleoside transporter 1. Gene Ontology annotation, biological process: nucleoside transmembrane transport. Gene Ontology annotation, cellular component: plasma membrane. NCBI's taxonomy places the organism in Eukaryota, Metazoa, Arthropoda, Insecta, Diptera, Culicidae. Gene Ontology annotation, molecular function: nucleoside transmembrane transporter activity. The transcript has 8 exons. The record is from RefSeq and is a predicted model, not a curated record. The coding region runs from base 693 to 2165 and encodes 490 amino acids.